Macadamia integrifolia is the source of this 1298-nucleotide messenger RNA. Its product is annotated as DNA-directed RNA polymerases II and IV subunit 5A. Gene Ontology annotation, cellular component: RNA polymerase II, core complex; RNA polymerase I complex; RNA polymerase III complex. Gene Ontology annotation, biological process: DNA-templated transcription. Gene Ontology annotation, molecular function: DNA binding; DNA-directed RNA polymerase activity. Lineage: Eukaryota; Viridiplantae; Streptophyta; Magnoliopsida; Proteales; Proteaceae. Bases 474 to 1088 code for a protein of 204 amino acids. The transcript is spliced from 5 exons. The record is from RefSeq and is a predicted model, not a curated record.
AAAUCAAAAGUUAAAACCCAAUAUCCCACGUCGAAGAAACCCUUCUUUUAUUGUUUCCACUGGUUUUGGAACCCUAGCGUCCUGCCCCUUUCAUCUUCUCAGUCUCCGUUCCUGGUCGAUCGGAGCGGGGGCCGAACAGUCUAUAUCAAACGGUAUUGAGCCCCUUUUCCCCUUUAUCUACUCCGUCUCUUGUCCCAGUCGAUUGCAGCGGCGGUUUCUCUCUCCAUAUAAGGGUAUUGAGCCCCUGCCACUUCUUUUUCUCCGUCUCCAUUCUCAGUUGACUGCAGCGGCGGCCGGCGAGUCUGCAUCUGAGGUUAUUGAGCCCCCUGCCCCUUCUUCUUCUCCGUCUCCGUCCCCAGUCGAUUGCGGCAGUGACUCUCUUCUCAGUUGAGUUGAGCAGCUCAGGCAUUGGGUAUUUAGUUUGAGUUUUUUGGGGGCAAAGAAAAUAGCCUUCUAAGUUUUGUGGUGAAAAGAUGUCAGAAGAAGAAACCACUAGGCUAUAUAGAAUCAGGAGAACUGUGAUGCAAAUGUUGAAGGAUCGUGGUUAUUUGGUUGGAGAUUUUGAGAUUAACAUGACCAAAGCCCAAUUCAUCGAUAAAUUUGGCGAGAGUGUCAAGAGGGAGGACCUUGUUAUUAAUAAGACCAAACGAAUUGAUACAUCUGAUCAGAUAUAUGUUUUCUUCCCAGAGGAGCAGAAGGUUGGUGUUAAAACAAUGAAGACUUACACCAACCGUAUGAAAUCAGAGAAUGUAUUCAGAGCAAUAUUGGUUGUUCAACAAAAUUUGACUCCAUUUGCCAAGACAUGCGUCAGUGAAGUAUCAUCAAAAUUUCACUUGGAAAUUUUUCAGGAGGCCGAGCUGCUGGUCAACAUUAAAGAGCAUGUUCUUGUUCCUGAGCAUCAGGUGCUUACAAAUGAAGAGAAGAAGACCUUGCUUGAACGUUAUACAUUGAAAGAAACACAGCUUCCUCGCAUUCAGAUCACUGAUCCAAUUGCUCGAUAUUAUGGGUUGAAGCGUGGCCAAGUUGUCAAAAUUAUCCGUCCAAGUGAGACUGCGGGAAGAUAUGUAACUUACCGCUAUGUUGUAUGAUUUCCUUUUGCUCUAUAUUUUAUAUAAUUAGUGGUUGCGUAGUCAUCAUUUAAGGAGCUUGAGUUACUGUGAACGACUGAUGUUAUGCGUUACUUUUGUAUCGAGGAAAUGUGAACUAUGGAAGGACCUUUCCAUCUUUUGGGACUUGAUUGCAAUUUUCUGAAGUCAGACAUGGCGUUAGUAACAAUGCAAUGCUGUUUAACUUGCUCA